Messenger RNA from Ficedula albicollis (Collared flycatcher), 1726 nucleotides. RefSeq names its product proteasome maturation protein (gene POMP). Gene Ontology annotation, biological process: proteasome assembly. Bases 1 to 753 code for a protein of 250 amino acids. The transcript is spliced from 6 exons. The record is from RefSeq and is a predicted model, not a curated record. Gene Ontology annotation, cellular component: cytoplasm; nucleus. NCBI's taxonomy places the organism in Eukaryota, Metazoa, Chordata, Aves, Passeriformes, Muscicapidae.
AUGGCGGGUUUCCUCACGGGCGCGGGGGCCGGGAGGCGCGCCGGGCGCGGUGCUGAAAGCGCUCCCCUGGCAGCGGCCGGGACGGGGAGCCCCGCGGUCCCCGGCCUCCCGCAACCCGCGGCUUCGGGGAGGGAGGUCCCGCUCGGCCCUCCGGGCUGGGCAGCGGCGCUGGGGCCGCCUCAGACGGGCCGGGCACCGGUGUGGCUCGGGAGUGCUGCUUUUGGGGUGUUUCGUGGUUCUCUCCAUGAGUUUAACUUUGAUCUUCCCUCUUGUCACGUCCCCCAGGCACCGUAUCUCUUUCGUGCUGUCAUUUACAGCAGUCUCACAAAGAAUUCCAGAGGCACUACUUCUCUGUUGAAGGAUAGUAUCUCAUUUACAGAAGUCUCAGCUUCAGGGCUAUUUGAAGGUCAUGAUCUUCUGCGCAGAGGCUUUACAAGUGUGAAAAAUGAAUUGUUGCCCAGCCACCCACUGGAGCUGACAGAAAAGAAUUUCCAGUUAAAUCAAGAUAAAACAAACUUUGCCACGCUGAGAAACAUCCAAGGAAUCCAUGCACCUUUAAAGCUGCAGAUGGAAUUCAGAGCAGUGAAGCAGGUACAGCGUCUACCAUUUCUUCACAGCUCGAACAUAGCAAUGGAUAUUUUGAGGGGAAAUGAUGAAUGCAUUGGUUUUGAGGAUAUCCUUAAUGAUCCUUCCCAGAGUGAGGUUAUGGGAGAACCACACAUGAUGAUGGAGCACAAGCUUGGUUUAUUGUAACAAAAUAUACUUCACAAAAACGUUUUGUGUGUGUCUUUCUAGCGCAGAUCUAAGUACAUGGUACUAAAUUGACACUCACAGUGUUAAACAGACCUAGUUAUCACUUGCCUUCCUUAAUGAAAAGGCACAUUAAAUGUUUCAAGUCUCUAAAUUGUUCUGUGCUUGUUAUCAAUCAUACAAAUGUCCUGUAACUAAGUAGUUUAAAUAAUGCCUUUUCAUAAACUGCUCAGGACAAUAGCUUCUUAAAUAUGGAAAUGCUAUAUAUGUAUACAAGAAAUUCAAAAAUACCCAGGCAUUUAAAAACUGACUACUGUGGUAAAUGCAUUUAAUGGGGGAAGAGGAAGGUAUUUUCUGUUGCAUAACUCUUUGUUCAUGAAAAUUUCCAUACACUUUUUAAACUAUUGAAUAAAAGUUUGCUAUAAAUGCUGUUGCGUUCAAAAAUAUAUUUAAUCCUAAAUCAAGAAUCUCUUAUCAGUGGCCCAGUGUUGUCCCUUUUAUUGGAAUAUCUUUAAAGGUCUUUAACUUCGGCAUUGCAGGUUACAUGCAUUGUAUCCUUCUCUUGACACCUAUUUGAGUGAGCUCUUAAGGUUUUGUGUAGAAUUGCAAAUAUUACUGUAAGAAUGGGGUUGAAGAUCUAGAUUUUUUCAUGUGUGUCCCUGAGAAGAUAUUUUGGUUUCUGAAAGUAGAAGCAAGUUCCAUUUGGGGUUUAAAGAGAUGUUUUUAAAUCUGUUUGAACAUAAUCCAAAAGAGCAUUCCCAGGUCUAGGUAUUUUAGUAUUAAGAAAGAAUGCAGAAUUGUGAAAGUACCUAAUAAAGCUGCUGCAGUAAGAACAUGAAGAUAUGGUGAUACAAAUACAGAAAAAAUUAUUUGUGGGUUUACAAAAAUCAGAUCUUAAUUAAGGAAGAAUGAGAGAUUUAUGCUUAAAUACACCUUUUAAAGGAGCAGACGACUGGCAGGGUUUUUGUGUGCACCU